Dalotia coriaria is the source of this 1344-nucleotide messenger RNA. RefSeq names its product facilitated trehalose transporter Tret1-like. Lineage: Eukaryota; Metazoa; Arthropoda; Insecta; Coleoptera; Staphylinidae. The record is from RefSeq and is a predicted model, not a curated record. Gene Ontology annotation, molecular function: transmembrane transporter activity. Gene Ontology annotation, biological process: transmembrane transport. The transcript has 2 exons. Gene Ontology annotation, cellular component: membrane. Bases 1 to 1344 code for a protein of 447 amino acids.
AUGGCGACAAAACAUAUUAAUCGUUCAGUUCAAAUGACAAUUAGCAAACAAUACAUUGUUAGCAUUAUUGUAUCUUUUGGUUGUGUCUGUGCUGGCACCGUUCUUGCCUGGACAUCAUCAGUCCUUCCACACAUCACUAAAUCAACAAACAACCACACAAGUACCUCUGGAAUUAAUACCGCUUUAGCAAACACUACUUCUUCAGUGACUACACCAAUAUUAACUGAUAACUUCUUAGUGUCCGACAGUGAGGGUGGAUUGAUUGGCUCCAUACUCGCAAUUGGAGCUGUUUUGGGUGCUUUACCAGCCGGUUACAUAGCGAAACAAAUCGGUAUCAAAAAAGAAUUCCUUAUAAUUGCCGCUCUAUUUGUUAUCGGCUGGGGAGGAACAAUACAUCAUUCCCUCGAAACGAUUCUCUUGGGCCGUUUUGUUGGUGGUGUUGCCACAGGUGCAGUAUGCGUGUGUGUACCAAUUUACGUCAGCUCAAUUGCAAGUGUUUCUAUCCGUGGAAUCCUCGGAAGUUUCUUCCAAGUGUCUUUUUGUUUUGGUAUUUUAUUAGUUAAUCUCGUGGGCGGAUGUGUUCCAUGGGCGGAUCUAUCAUACUACAUGAUUGCUUUACCAGGAGCAUACUUUGUUGCGUUGUUAUUUAUUCCGGGUAUUGAUUUGGACAACGACGAUUCUUCACUUGACCACGAAACUGGAACUUUAUCAUUAUGGCAACAAUUGUCAAAGAGAAACAAUGUUAAAGCCCUCAUUGUUGGUCUAGGUUUAGUGUCCUUUCAACAACUAAGUGGAGUAAAUGCUGUUAUAUUCUACACUGGUGGCAUUUUCUCAGCUGCAGGUAGUGCGCUGUCUCCAAACGUCAGUACAGUCAUUGUAACCGGUGCACAACUAGUCAUUUCGGUAAUUUCCGCCGCCAUGAUUGAAAAAUUCAACCGUCGAUUGUAUCUACUAGUUUCAUCAAUAGGUAUGGGACUAAGUUUGCUUCUCCUUGCAGCGUACUUCAUCACAAAGCCUCUUUUACCAGGAGUCCUGCCACUUGUUUCAUUAGUGUUGUUCUUUUUGACAUAUUGUGCAGGUUAUGGUCCAUUACCAUGGCUAAUGUUGGGUGAAAUUUUUAGUCCUGAAUUUAAAUCAGUUGGAUGUUCAGUAGCAACAACUUUUAAUUGGUUGUUAGUGUUUGGAGUCACUUCAGUAUUUCCUGUUUUAUGCUCGUCCUUCGGAGAGGGUUAUACGUUUGCACUUUUUGGGGCGUUUAACGUCGCUGCAGUGAUAUUUACAUACACAAAAGUGCCUGAAACUAGAGGUAAAACCAGCGAACAAAUACAAGCUAGUUUUCUUUAA